Messenger RNA from Prosopis cineraria, 1903 nucleotides. Its product is annotated as 4-hydroxyphenylpyruvate dioxygenase-like. Gene Ontology annotation, molecular function: 4-hydroxyphenylpyruvate dioxygenase activity. Gene Ontology annotation, biological process: L-tyrosine catabolic process. The coding region runs from base 37 to 1533 and encodes 498 amino acids. NCBI's taxonomy places the organism in Eukaryota, Viridiplantae, Streptophyta, Magnoliopsida, Fabales, Fabaceae. The transcript is spliced from 3 exons. The record is from RefSeq and is a predicted model, not a curated record.
UGUGCAUCUUCAUCUUCUCUUUCCGCUUAUCCUGUUAUGCAUCUUAAGCCGCACCCGCACGGCACGCUUCCCAAUUUUAAAACGGCUCUGCUAGCGCCCCUAGCUCCUCCUAUUUAUACUUGCCGAGGGUGGCGAUUUCCAGGAGUAACGCUAAACGAAAAAACCAUGGGAAACGAAACUGAACACGGAGCUCCGGCGACGGGGGCUCCACGUAGUAAUCCUGCUACUGGGUUCAAGCUUGUUGGGUUCAAGAACUUCGUCCGAAGCAAUCCAAAAUCCGAUCGAUUCAAGGUAAAGCGUUUUCACCAUGUCGAGUUCUGGUGCUCCGACGCCACCAACACUGCUCGCCGCUUCUCGUGGGGUCUCGGCAUGCCCCUUGUAGCUAAAUCCGACCUUUCAACUGGCAACUUCACUCACGCUUCCUAUCUCAUCCGUUCUGGCGACCUCUCCUUCGUCUUCUCUGCUCCUUACUCGCCAUCCAUCGCCGCCGCCGAGCACCUCGAACCCAACUCGACUGCCUCUAUUCCCACUUUCAACCGCGAAUCCUGCCUCGCUUUCAUGGCCUCCCACGGCCUAGCUGUUCGGGCCAUUGCAGUUGAAGUCGAGAAUGCAGAAAUUGCAUUUAAUGCCAGCGUUGCCCAUGGCGCCAAGCCAUCGGCCUCCCCGGUGCUCCUGGAUAACCGAGUUAUUGUAUCCGAAGUUCUCCUCUACGGCGAUGUAGUGUUGCGAUACAUUAGCUACAACGAUCGGUCCCAAGUAUCAGACCCGAGCCCUAAUUAUUGGUUCUUGCCCAAAUUUGAACCCGUGGAGGAGCUCUCGUCCUAUCCGCUGUUGGAUUACGGGAUUAGGCGCCUCGACCAUGCGGUGGGUAACGUGCCGGAACUGGCUCCGGCUGUGAAUUAUGUGAAGGAAUUUACUGGGUUUCACGAGUUCGCCGAGUUCACAGCGGAGGACGUGGGCACGAGCGAGAGUGGCUUGAACUCGGUGGUUUUAGCGAACAAUGAUGAAAUGGUUUUGCUGCCUCUGAACGAACCAGUGUUUGGGACGAAGCGGAAGAGUCAAAUACAGACAUAUUUGGAGCACAACGAAGGAGCAGGGUUACAGCAUCUAGCGCUUGUGAGUGAAGACAUAUUCAGGACUUUGAGGGAGAUGAGGCAGAGAAGUGUCGUAGGUGGAUUCGAGUUCAUGCCUUCGCCACCUCCAACGUAUUACAAGAAUUUGAAGAAUCGAGCUGGUGAUGUAUUGACGGAUGAGCAGAUUAAGCAGUGUGAGGAGCUGGGGAUUCUGGUAGAUAGAGAUGAUCAAGGAACUUUGCUUCAAAUUUUCACUAAGCCUGUUGGAGAUAGGCCAACCAUUUUUAUAGAGAUAAUUCAGAGAGUUGGGUGCAUGCUGAAGGAUGAGGAGGGGAAGGUAUAUCAAAAGGGUGGAUGUGGAGGCUUUGGAAAAGGAAACUUCUCUGAACUGUUCAAGUCCAUCGAAGAAUAUGAAAAGACACUUGAACUUAAAAGAGUAGCAGAACAAACUCCUGCUUGAAAGCUCAUAGUGAUUUCAGGACGAGGCUCUAGCUCUGGUGCUGAGAGGGAGAAGACUCAAAAGGUUAGGAAUUAGUAUAUUCCUAUUGUAUGCUUCUAGUUUAGAUUUAUUUUGUGUAAUAGUAUAUGAUUGUUAAUUCUAGAUUUCAUGCCAUCACAUUUGCACUAUGUUGUUAUUACAAACGUCUGAUUGGUAUUUUGGGCCUUGAGAAUUUGUGUAUGUUGUGAUAUAUAUGUUAAUAGGGCCAAAAUACUAAUAUAAGUGUAGAAAUGAAGAUUUGAACAUGUUUUGUUUGAUUUGGGUGCAAUAAAAUGGAAAAUUGCCUCCCCCUUUGUUUUUGUAAAAGGGGUUGAGGAGUGAAAUUUUGUUC